Moneuplotes crassus is the source of this 2381-nucleotide messenger RNA. The record is from the annotation of a GenBank genome assembly. Lineage: Eukaryota; Ciliophora; Spirotrichea; Euplotida; Euplotidae.
AUGUCAUUUGAAGGCUUUAGGGAUUUAGAUUCCAUGAUCAGAGAAGAGAUCUCUUCCAUUGAUAAAAUAGCAACUACAGCUAGAGAAAAUUCAGCGACUAAAUAAGAGCAAUAUUAAGAAAUAUGAGGAAUGAGAUAUCUUUUAUCCCAAUGAAAAAGGGAUAAUGAACUCUUUCAAGCCUCUACCUGAUCAAAGCCAUGAUAGUCUCCACCAAUAUUCCGGGAGUAACAAUAUUGACCUGACUCCUGAUGGAGAUAAAUUUUAUGAGUCAAGGUCUUCCAACACAGUUGAGGUUAAAGUGAAAGCAGACAUAAGCAGGCAGGAUAGAACCCGAUCUCACCUAAAGAAGGACUCAAAAGAGCCUCUUAAAGAGAUCCAAAAUAUUUCUGGGGGAAAUAAGGCACAGGUGGAUUUAUAAUAUUUUAGAGUGUACAAAGGAGUAACUCCAAGGAAAUUGAAGACUCUUAUGACCUUGAAGAAGAGGAUGAGGAUGAGGUCGAUGACUAUAUUGACAGAAUUAAUCAUUCAAAAAACUCUGAUAAAAAGCUCUCAGCAUUCAGUGAUAUCUAAGAAGAGUAAAGACUACGAUCGUUUAAAAGGGAAAACCGAUUCAAAUUCUGGAAGCUACCAUUUUAUUGGAAGUAGUUUUGGGAAAAAUUCUAUUCCUGGCUUGAAGGAAUUUGUUGAACAGAGACAAAAAACUCAGAAAGAGGAAUCAGUAAUAUAUGAGAACAAAGUUAGCGAAGAAGUAAAGCUCAAUGCAACGUUACAAUACAGCCAAGAGUUUUUAUCCUCAGAAAAAUCAUUUAUGCAAUUAGAAAAUCAAAAUUCUAUUAAAACUGAUUUAAGACUUGACGGCAAAAGUACAAUCAAGAAUGUUAUGUCAAAACUUCAGGAGAACUAUUACCGAUCAGAUUCAUUCAAAGAAUUCUUAGAUAGUAAGGCUAAGGAGGUUAAAAUUUCUCAAGAAUGUGAUAGCAAGUUCCUCCAAACUUUAUACUCUGAAUUCAAGACCCUAAAUCAUAAAGAUAUUUUUAAUUUCAUCAUGGAAACCAGAGAGGAGAUUUCCAAGCUAAAAGAAGAGAAUAUGACGCAAAAACAUGAAAUUUCAAGAAUUACUACUGAAAAUGUAAUGCUGAAGAAGUAUUGUUCUGGCAACAGUCCUCUAAAGUUCUCAAAGGAUAAAUUUGAGGCGUUGCAGAAAUAAAUAUGAUAAAUUGAAAAUAGAGUCAGAUAACAUUCAAAAGAGGAUGAAUAAUUCUUUGCUACAAUCCAAUGAGGUCAUAACUACGCUCCUCACUGAGAUACACAAAGGAGCUAACAAUUCAAUGAUGUCACUCCAUAAUUUGAUAUUUUCUUUAGAAAAUAAGAUUUCUGUAUUGGUUAAGAAAUCUCAGGGAGAGAAUAAAGUAAAUUCUCAUGGACUUUAUUCACCUUACAACCCAGGAUCUUCACAGAUAUUUGAUGCUGAUAAUGUGGGAGAAUACCAGAUCAAAAAUUCAAGCAAUGCUUUACAGGACACUCAUGUGUUUUUGAAGCAAGCAAUGGACUCUAUUGAUAAGUCUACUCAAAAUAAAACUACUGAGUUACUAGAACCUGAAUCUGAGGAUGCACAGAGUAACUUAAUGGGUCAUCAUAAUCCAAACCAGUUUAAGACGUGAGAUACUAAUUUCAAUCUUCCUCGGAAGAUUGACGAAAAUUACUGCCCAGAGACUUUUGAUUACAGGAAGAGAAAGAAAGCACUGAAGAGCAGGAAAGUUUCCAAGGACACGAGUAAAUCUCCUCGGAUUCAUAUGAAUGCUAAGAAUGUGAAGAAUAAGUACAAAAUUCAGGCUGAAAAGUUUUCUUCUAAAGCUCAACGAAAGACCCAAGGGUCGUCGUACACUCAAAGAGGGAUAAGUCCGAAUGUUGAACAUGGAUACCAUUCAUUUAAUAUUAAGAAUAGCCAGUUUAGUAUCCAUGGAGAAGGAAGUUACUCAAAUAAAGUUGAUUCAAAACACAACAGAAACAAAAAUAAAAGCAUCUCUAGUUUUGUAGGGGCUCAAGACGAAUCAGUCACAAGCAGAAUGACAGCUUCUGAAAUGAAGAGAUCCAAGCAAAGUAAAGUCUAUUCAAGUAAAAUAGCUGAAAAUGCUUAUAAUUCUAAUCCUCAGGCUCAACCUAAGACUCAUCGGAAGAGUAAAUCUAAUACAAGCUCAGCUACUCGGAAAGAUAGUUAUACAGCUUGUGAUGGUACUAAUAAAUAUGUUCCUCCUAAUUACUCCACACUGUACAAACAAGGAAAGAAUGGGAUCAACUAUCAUGAACUCUUGCAGAAGAUGAUUCUUGAGAGGAAGAAAAAUAAUGUAAAUGCUCCUUUUAUCUAAAUAAUCACUUGAUCA